Oncorhynchus masou masou (cherry salmon) is the source of this 696-nucleotide messenger RNA. Its product is annotated as AT-rich interactive domain-containing protein 4B-like. Lineage: Eukaryota; Metazoa; Chordata; Actinopteri; Salmoniformes; Salmonidae. Gene Ontology annotation, cellular component: nucleus. Gene Ontology annotation, biological process: regulation of transcription by RNA polymerase II. Gene Ontology annotation, molecular function: transcription cis-regulatory region binding. Bases 247 to 696 code for a protein of 149 amino acids. The transcript is spliced from 7 exons. The record is from RefSeq and is a predicted model, not a curated record.
GGGGGGAGAGCAUCACAGAGAAAGCGCUCUCUAGCUUCGGGGACCGUGUACGACUCGGACGAAUUCACAUCCCAACAUCAACCAGAGCAGGGGUCAGCGGACCAACGCAUACAACCUGGGAAAUUACAUAUUUUUUUUAAUGGAUUCCUCUGGACGUUUCCUUCGUCGAAAGAAGACCUCAUCAAAUUGACUUCAUAGACACAGAAUCAUUACGCUGGUCACCCAAGAAGAGCCUAGAGGACUGGGAUGAAGACUCCGGAGGAGCCGCCCUACCUGACAGUGGGCACUGAUGUCAGUGCCAAGUACAGAGGUGCUUUCUGUGAGGCCAAGAUUAAGACUGCCAAGAGACUGGUCAAGGCCAAGGUGACCUUUAAACCAGACCUGACAACAGUGGAGGUCCAUGAUGACAGCAUCCAAGGCCCUCUGAAGGUUGGUGCUGUAGUAGAGGUGAAGAACCCAGAUGGAGUGUACCAGGAAGCCUCCAUCAACAAGCUGACAGACUGCAGUAUAUACACUGUUGUGUUUGAUGAUGGUGAUGAGAAGACACUGAGGCGUUCCUCUCUCUGCCUGAAAGGAGCACGUCACUUUGCAGAGAGCGAGACACUAGAUCGCCUCCCUCUCACCAACCCUGAGCACUUCGGCACUCCUGUCAUCGGCAAGAAGAGGAACCGGGGACGCAGGUCCAAUCCAGUGUGA